Ruditapes philippinarum (Manila clam) is the source of this 4317-nucleotide messenger RNA. RefSeq names its product beta-1 adrenergic receptor-like. Gene Ontology annotation, molecular function: G protein-coupled receptor activity. NCBI's taxonomy places the organism in Eukaryota, Metazoa, Mollusca, Bivalvia, Venerida, Veneridae. Gene Ontology annotation, biological process: G protein-coupled receptor signaling pathway. The coding region runs from base 671 to 2242 and encodes 523 amino acids. The record is from RefSeq and is a predicted model, not a curated record. The transcript has 2 exons. Gene Ontology annotation, cellular component: photoreceptor outer segment; membrane.
UGGUGCAAGUUUCAUACCUCAAAAUCAAAUUAACGUUCAAGUACUAUCACGCUUUCCACACAAAACUUGUUAUUAUAUUAACAUUUUUAUUAAUCGCUGUAACACAAUUGUACUUGAUUAAAAAAAUCCGAGUCAUAUGAGAGCACAGCUUGUAUCGAGCUGUGGAAUGAAAUUUCUCGACUAUGUGAAGCCAUCGCAUAUGAGAGAACCAGGGAAAUUAGGAUUUAUUGUUGCAGUAAGGCACAGGACUAUUUCAGCUGUUGCCAGAUUUUGCUACCUGUGAAACUCAAGGAGUGAUUCUCACAAUAAUUGUAUCAUUGCAGAAUAGGUGUAUUUCACCAGUUCUAGCGAACUAUCUUCUAUGAACUAUCUUCUAUCCUAGUAUCACAGAAGCUACAGUACUGUUUGGUGUAUUGGUCGUGCUAAUAUUCUGUAACAAAACUUUGCAUUAGAGAUUACAGAAAAUUUUCAGUGUGUUGCUUUGGAUGAGAGAUUAUUUUGUCUUGUACCACUUUGAUUACACUGACUGGUAUAGGAUAUUAACUCUUUACGAUAUUUAUUUUUAUUUGUAACAUUUUUCAUGGAGUAAAACAACAGGAGCAAUCAAUAAAGAAACGGGAAAAUUAUCAGCCAACGAAAAGAACAACCACAAUGAACAGAUUAUAUCCCCAUGGUGCCAUGGCAAAAAAUGUCUACUUACUACGUGUACAACACCUCUAAAGUGAAUAAGGUCGUUUCCCGAGAACUUGAGCAAAACCUACAUGACUACUAUCAAGUGGCUGAACCACGGACCGAAAUCACUGUGUCACAUGACCAGAAACACGAUGUGAUGCCCCCGGAAUCAAAUGAACACUCUGAAGCAUAUUAUUUAUACUUCAUUGCCAUAACUGGCAUGCUCCUGAAUAUUUUCGUAGUUGGAGCAAUAUUUGUCCGAAAACCACUACGAAAAAUGACGAGCGGAUUCAUGAUACACGCAUGUUUUUUGGAUUUUACCAAAUCUGCUUAUUGCAUUCCUAUAGCUACCAAUCUCCUUAGUCAGUCCCGACCCACUGACUGUAAUUUCUUCGGAGCUACCUUUGUGAUAUUAAUAACCAUUUCAGUGUUCAACAUGGUCGCCAUGGUGUGUACCGAAGCGUAUACAUUUGGUGAGAAAAAUAUUGGCGGCAAUUCCAAAGGAACCGUUAUUUGUGUUACAUUCGGAGUAGUGUUAGUUUAUAUAGGUAGUAUCAUUCUACAUCUGGGUCCAACACUUAUAGGCGGCCAUUUUGAAUUUCAACCGGAAAUUGGAAGUUGUUCAUUCACCUUUGGUAAGCAGACGGGAUAUGUAGCAAAUGUGAUGUGGGCUGUUAUAACAACAGUUGCCAUGAUAGCGGUCUUCCAUUUCAUUCAUAGACUGUACAAGGAAAUUCAAAUUAACCGACCAAACCGAGUUUCCUUUCUUGUACGCACUUCAAUCACUGUGUUGGACACAGCAACAAGCUCAGCAUGUCGCCUUCGUAAAAUCAUUCGGGAUGCUACACAUCGUGCCAAAAUAUUCAUUCUCAACACCGCCGUAUUUAUCCUAUGCUGGUACCCCUUCUUCCUACUCAUUAUCAUAGACAAAAAUUUUAAAGUGCCACCAAAAGUCUAUCAAGCAUUUGCUUUCAUCGCUUGGUCACAUGGCGCCAUUCAACCAAUCCUAUACAUUCUCUUUGACCGCAAUUUGAACAUUUUAUCCAAAUAUGUAUAUUGUGAUAAGCAUGACUUCGACAACAUAAUCCAGAACAUGAUGCAUCGCCAACGAAACGUAGAUCAUUCAAAUGCCAGGCAUAGAACAAGUGCAACAGAUUCCGAUACAUUAGCCCCUAGUCCUUCGAGAAAUAAUUCCGAUAACAGACGCACAAACCUUGUGGAUAUCAUCCGAGAGCAUCAAGAAAUGUGUGUAGUACAAAAUUCAUCCAACCAAAAUGUGCAUAAUCGUGUUACCAAUUCAAAUGUUAGUGUAGAAAUAUUGGAUUUAACCAAUCAGAUUAAUCCUUGUUCAAAUAUACCACCCGAUGAUUCACCAUAUCCAGCACCGAUCGAUUAUCAUGAAGACUUUAAUAAUACUGUUGAAAACCCGACAUAUAUCAACCGGGUGGAGAGCGAUGGGUUUUCACCGCGGACAAAUGAGGAAUAUAUGUUCGAUCAACAACAUGUGAUAUUUGCCAACGAGGACUACAUUGAAAAUACUGAUGGAAAUUUAAAUGAAGUCCAAUUUUGAUAAAAUAAAUGAUUGAUGGGUAAGAUUUGUAUGUAAUCAUUUAAAUAUACAUGUAUCAAAUAUCAUCAUUAGCCAAUAGGCAAACAGAUUUUUUUUUUCCAAUUUCACUGCCAAUAAUUUUAGUAAACAGGUAGAUAAAAUAAGAUUUCUCCUUUUAAACAUUGUGGGGUCACUGUCACAAAAAUGUCACAGUUUAAACAGCUGUUAUGUCACAUUUUUAGUGAUCGAAGAAACCUACGUUUUGCAAAAUGAUUAACCUGUACAGUGCUGAAUUUUAAUAAUAAACUUUAAUUUUGAACAGUCCAUUUGUAGUCGAAGGCUCUAUAUUGGUGCCAAAGGCUUUAAAUUUGGAAAAGUCCAUUGCUAAAUUAAGAUUUCAGCAUUGUAAUUGGUUAAUUAAUGCGAGGAAUCGGUCCUUUCCUCUUACUGUACGCGUGUACUUAUUUUGCACCAAACAAAUUAAAGGAGAAUUUAGUCACAAUGGCAUAAAACAGUAGACUUGACUAAUUAAGUGUUAAAGCAUUGAACUUUAGAAAAGAACACCAAAAUAUUAUCAUACCAUAUUUUUUAAGAUUUCAUCUUUCCCCGAUAAUUGCGAAAAUCGAAAAAAUCAUUCUGGCUAUAAAAAAAUAAACUUUUAUCAGCAUUUUUAACCCUUAACCUGCUGAAUUUUUUAACUGGACCUGUCAAGUAACCUUUUUUUUUUUUGGAACUGUCCAAUAUCAAUGUUUGCCAAUUUUUUUGGGGGGGAUAUCAACCAACAGUGUUGAGCCUAAUGUCAGGUUACAGAGGUUUUGUCUGGGCUGGCUCUAUACUGGUGGCUAGAGCUGUCAUCCAUAGAAACAGUAUCGAUGUAUCAUUGAUAUUUUUCUGUUGAUCAAUAAUUGAUACACAAUUCAAAAGAUCAAUAAUUUUGACUAAUUAAUUAAAUUUCUAGAAAUUGAAUGAAAAUUUCACCCAAAACAUAUACAGAAGCAGGUGUCCAUAUCUAACAUUAUGUUGUUGUUACACAGGGGAAAUAAUUUUCACAGCAAUCAUGACAAAAACAGAAUUGUCUUGAAAAAAGUCUUGCAAUGGGCUUUUAUUAACAAGACACUGAAAAGAACAAUGUUUUUUUUAACUCAGAAAUCAUUUAAACAGCAAUGAAAGUGAAUAUUUUAGGUAAUUAUUGAGAUAUCAGUGUAUCGUUGAUAUUUGUCAUCUGAUAUUGAUAUAUAUUGAUGAUAUGCAAAUUGCACUGAAUCAAUGACAGCUCUACUGGUGGCAUUAAUAUUUCAAUAAUUAUCAUUAUUUUAGCAGGUUCAGGAUUAAUUAAAGGCCCCACAUUAUAAAAUCUGCUCAUUAUUAUAUCAUUUUUUAUUUGUCUUGUCUGUUUUGACAAUAAACAUAUAAAAAAAUAUCAAAGGUAUUUUUCAUUUUCAUUGAAAUAAUUAUUAAGUGCUAUGAAAACUAUAUUACAAUAAUAUACUUUUUUGUGUGUCUCAGAUCCUUUUGAAAUUCAUUUAUCAUAACUAUUCAUUUUUUAUAUGAUUUUAAAUUGAUUGUAUUAUAAAUGCAAUAUAAUUACCUCCCUUUAACAAAUAUUAUUUGGCUUAAAAAUGCAAAACAAUAUUGCAGAUGUCCAAUUAAACUGACCUUGAACAGAUAAAUGAUCCAACUAAAAUUAAUGGUUCAUAUUGAACUAAUAUUAACAAAGAUUCAAAAUAAACCAAAGAUAAAUUACGGUAAUAUAAAAAUUUUCCUCAUCUUAUCUCUUAUAAUAUUCACCAAUGUUUCUGACUUACCUUUAGAUACACCAAUGUUUCUGACUUAACUAUAGAUUAAUCACAUCAAUGCUCCUCUUUUAGCAAUAGAAAACACAAUCUUUCUCACUUUUAAAUAAAGGAACACUUAAGUAAUUCCUUGCCAGAGUAUAAAUGUCCAUUAAUUAAUCACAUGAAUUAUCAUUGACAAACAAUGUUAUUAUUGAUAUAAACUUAUGAGCAUUGACAAAACAUGACUUUUAUAACAGUGCAAUAAAUUCAUGAACAUUGACAAAACAUGACUUUUAUAACAGUGGACUAAAUUCAUAAACA